This is a messenger RNA of Leptomonas pyrrhocoris, 4218 nucleotides long. RefSeq lists its product as hypothetical. The transcript has a single exon. Bases 1 to 4218 code for a protein of 1405 amino acids. Lineage: Eukaryota; Euglenozoa; Kinetoplastea; Trypanosomatida; Trypanosomatidae. The record is from RefSeq and is a predicted model, not a curated record.
AUGCACGCCGCUGUACACGAUGCACCGCCGGUUCGAAGCGCACCGUUGCUGAACUCCUUAGAAACGUAUUUCGUCGCCCCAUUUGCCCCGACGUUGGGAGAUCCGACAAGCAAUGUGAUGGAUCUGGCACACCCACCCUCAAACCGCACGAACACUGAACUGUCGCUGCCCCGGUCCCUUCUCUCCAGUCUGGCGAUCGGCUUUGAUCGGCCGGUGGAGGACGCCGGUCCGGGAUUGCGGCGCAUCGUUCUCCCGACCCCGCCGCCCAGAAGCCUUUUGCCGUGUACCGCACAGCGUCAUCGACGUCGCCCGCAUCGGACUGCCGUGCAGGCUUCGGCGACCGCGGCAGCCUCGCGGACACUUCGGCGCCAACAGCAGCCACAGCAACAGCCCACCACCUCCUCCCGCCGCCAUCCGGGCUCCGAAUUCUCUUUAGAGGCAUGGCAACCACUGUACCUCUGCGUGGACUCCAGCGUCUCGGCCGACGCGUCCAUCCCACGCAAAACGACGAAGGUGACCUCUCCACACCCCGUUGCCUCCACCCCGUUAGCGGCCGAGUCGCGGCCGAGCGCGAAAGAUGGCGGCACGAAGGGCGCGACGAAGUCAGCGUGGCGCCUGCGCCGUUGCGGCGUGGUGGUCACCGGCGCACCGGGCGCCGCCACUGACGCCUCGCCCAUCUCCGGCCUUUUAGAUCGGAGUAGGAAUCCCCUCGACGUGCUGCGCCAACUCGGCGCCGCCACCGUGAACGACGCCCCGUUGUGCAGCUUUCUUCCCAUCCUCGACCUGCGACUGCCCUCCUCGCGCUCUUCGACCGGGGCGCACAAUGCAAAUACCGAGACGUACUCGAGGGAGGCGGAGGCGGAGGCAGCCUCGGCGGAGCAGUCGUACUGGCACGCCACCCGUGACAGCGAGCGCCGCCGUCGACGCAGCUAUCAGCAGCGCACCAAUGCCGUCGCGGUCCACCUCGGCGACGUCGAAGCCUGCACCUUCCGCGUCGAAGUCGCCCCUGGCGAAGCAAGCCCGGUGCAGGCUGUGGUCGAUGCCUAUCACGAGUGCGCCUGGGACGGCAUGGAGUUCCUUCUCUUGCCGCUGACGGACGAGCCGGACGUAUCGCGCAACGCGGCAGGGCCGUCUCACUUCGCAAAAGACCUCGCGCAGCAGUCUGCACACGACAAGGAGGGCGUGGUGCUUGGUGGCGGUCAGGCCGCGUCCCUCAGCUUUAAUGUAGAGUCGCAGAUCGGUCUGGGUGUGCCUGGCAUGCCCGUCAGCUUUCUGCGCUCCGCCAACGACUCUUUUCCGAUUCCCGGCGCUGGUGGGGAGGUCAGCGGGCAACUGCCUCUCUUGAGCUCUGCUGCUCCGACGGUUGCGAGGGCGAAUGUCAUCAAUGACGCUCCCGCCUGUGGCCGCACGGGUGAAGGGCUUGCAGGGGACGCGGGAGCGACGAGGUCGGUGGUGCCGUGCUGGAAGCGCUUCAGCACCACUGCGGCGCUGUACCUCACCCUCGGUGACGCCGGCUGCUUCGACACCGCCUACUUCCCCUUUUCUGCGGUGCAGCUGUGCACCUGGGGCGACCUCGUGGCGCAGCCGCACACGCGCAUUGAGAUGAUGGCGUGCCACUCCGCCACGGCGAUGCACACACUGCAGGCGGCCCGGAGUACGAAAGCGACGGAGACCGUCCCGGUAGCUGUGAUGUUCCCCACCACACGCAAGGGCGUCGUGCGGCAUCCUUUUUCCCUCACCACGCAGCCUUUUAACGACGCGGAGGUGUUUCAGCUCUUUUACCUUCAACUUAUCUUCCGCGCCUACUUUGACAUCCGCUUUCCCGCCUUGGGCUUUCGUUUGCCAGGGCGGGCCGGAUGGCAGCUGCGGUCCCACUUCAUCGCGGUGCGGUCCAGCGGAAAUCGCGGCGUCGCCUUUGAGCACCCGCUUCAGCCCAACGAGUGGAUUCGCUUCCCCACGCACACCCGGCUUCUCACUCUGCUGUGCCUGAAGGAGGCCAUUGUGCCGCUUUACGCCACGCCCGCAGAGUUGCAGGAGUCCGCAGCGCUGCCGCUGUUUGGCGCAGGCGACGCGCUGCCCUGCCUCGGUGCGCUCGGACACGCCGUGGCGCAGUGGGCGGCAACAGUCGUAGUGACAAGCCCCGCGUCCGCCAUGGCGGCCCUCGCGAUACUCUUUGAUAAGAUGGGCACGCGCUACGGUUGCACCCGCGUGGAACUAUGGAACUCCUGUGUUGACCGUCUCAGCAGUACCGGUUCGAAGUUGUCUAAAGCACCGCUACUCUUCCGCUGUGGCGUCGCCUCUGUCGGGUCCGUUUUGGACCGUCACGGCGGCACUCUCGCCCGCUUCUUCGUCCCGCCAGAGAAACGAGGGCUAUCGGUGCCUUUCACGGGCGUGCCCACCGACACCACCAACGUGCUCCAGGGCGACGCACACACCGUGGCGGAGCUGUCGACGACGCUGUCGACCACGUCGCGGCAGACGCACCCCCUCUACAUGCGGCGUGAGGACAGCACGACGAGCACGAUGCUGCCCACUCUCAACGACGUGGUGCUCGACUUGAACGCGUUGAGUGCUGGACAGAGGAGUAUCGGAGUGACUGACCUGUUUUCCAGCACCACAGGGGCGAGCUCCGUGGUGAACCAGAGCCGCACGAACGCCUUCAGCAGCACCUACGAUGUGGUUCACCAGAGUACGUUGCCGACGCCGACUGCGGAAGCUGCGACGGACACGUCAAAGCCGCCGUGCACCUCGUCCACCGCAACAGGAGACGUCGCGCCGGGUGGCACACUGGGCUCUUCCAUCCACCCUGUAGCCGUGCCUUCGUACGCCGAGGAGGAGAGCAACCAGAAGCCAGUGAAACUCGCGCCAAACACGCUGCUCAGUUCGUCGGAGGAGGCGCUGGAAGCGGGGGAGAGUGGCGCGUCAGCCGUCAACAAGCAAGCAGAGCGAGCGGAGGAAGACACGGCGAGCGCGUUUGUGCCGGUUCGGACACUGUCAUUCGUCGGAUCAUCCAGCCCAUUUACCGGGCAAGAAAGCCUCGUCACCCGCUGGCGCUACUACACGCAAUCGGGCAAUUGCUCCAUUUUUGACGGCACGACGGCGGGCAUUCAACUCUUCGAGUUUCUCGGUCGCGGCGGCAGCGGCGUGGUCUACCGCGGCACCUACGGCAGCCGCCACCUCCCUGUCGCGGUGAAGGUACUCAUCAUCCCAGACGGCAUGUCGCACGAACACUACGUGCGGGAGUCGUUGACCGACGUCGCCUUCUACGUGCUGGCGAAUCAGCUGAACGACUAUGGCAUCUCCUACAACGGCCGCGCGCACGAUUUCAUCGUCAGCAGUGCCGCCCCGGCGGGCCUGCCGGCGGCCGACGCGGCGGAGGCGCGACGUGGCGGUGACCCAGCCACCACGAAGCUGUGCUACUUUGUGACGGACUUGAUGGACGGCACGAUUGGCCGCUUUCUCGACUCCAACGACGCCGAUUUUGAUCCGAUGUACGACCAACUGGCGAACAGCGCGCUGCUGGAGGGCGAACUCUUUCAAUUUUUGUUCCACCAACUCACCUUCCGGACGCUGUUUGAUUGGCGCGUGUUGGACCUGAUGCUGAACAACCAGCUUCGCGGGGACAACAUUGGGUAUCGCUACGUCGGCCUGCCGCCUGAGCGUGCGGUGUACCUCCGCGAGCACCCAGAAGAGGCCGCAGCGCUCACCCUCGCACGACAGUACUACGCCGGUCUCCUCUACGCCUUCCAGUUCUCGCCGGAGGAGAGGGUGAAGUAUUUGCGCUUCCCAGCCAUAUCCGACGAGGCCCCCAAAGGAGACGCGACCCCGCUGCGCUUCAUCUGCAUGAUUGACCUCGGUCAAGGAGUGCAACCAAAUACUACGGAGUUAGUUCGCCGCAAGUACAUUGGCGAGACCGUGGUUGAGUCAUGCAUGCAGGACGACGGCUUUGGCCGUUUCUGGCCGUUAGACGAGCUGUAUUGCCGCUGCGUUGAGGUAAAAGGGGAGCUUAGCAGCAAGAUAGUAGCGUGGGGCAGCAAGGUACGCAUCAACUCGCAGGAGGAUGCUUUUCGCGUAUUACAAGACCUUUUUCUGCAGUACUACCCGACCUACGGUGUCGUGGCCCCCACCGAGGAGGAGCUGCGCACUUACUUGUGUCUUUCGUGGACCCCGAGUAACGUGACGGAUCUCAAGACAGAGUACGUCUAUCGAGAAGAGUAA